AUGCCUCUGCCUCCCUCCGAGGUGGAAACCUAUAUCAUCAAGGUCACCUUUCAUCGAGCUACCACCCUCCCUCCCGCCGACCUCCCGAGCUUCUCUGCAGACCCAUAUAUCAUGGCUCAGAUGGACACCCCGUCGCUCGCCCCGAGACACCGGGAAGACCCGCCCUUGCGUUAUCGAGGUCGGACCGAACGAAACACGCGCGAGCCCAAGUGGGAGGACGAGUGGAUCAUUGGCGGGUUCCCCAAAGAAGGAGGCACGAUGAAGGUCGUCGUCAUGGAUGAAGAUUUCACCAGCCACGAUGACCGACUCGGCCACCUCAAGGUCGAGAUUCGGGAUCUCGGCGGACCGGAGUGGAAGGAUAUAAAGAGACAACGUUUCGAACUCAAGAAACGUUGGGCGGGUCGGAGGGUCAACCUAGCUCGGGCAGCGUCGAACAUCUUGAACCCGCUCAAAUUGUGCCGAGACAAGACGUACAGGCAUCAGAGGGACGAGAUUGAGAUAUCCGUCGAGGUGAUCGGGAGCCUACAGCCGGGAGACGAGUGGAACGUGGGCAGGGCGUUCACGCUCGGACCAGGGCGGUGGUGGCAGCAUUAUUCGCCGCUUUUGGGCAGGAUCGCGGGGACCAAGGGAGGUCCAGGGGAAGAGCGGGAAGGUAGAGGCAAGGAAGGACAGGUGGCGCAAUACGACUUCGAGGCCAACGAAAUUCAACUGCAAGGUCCGACCCCGUCUGAGCUCUACCACCGUUACGUCGAUUUCAAGUGGUUCGUCGCCCCGCUCUUUACCGCCUCGGGCAUCCGAGGGAAACUCUUGAACAAGGCGAUUCACAAACAACACGCCCGAGUGUACGCUUAUGACAAGCGAUGCAAGUCCGGCAAGUUCGAGUACGACCCCGUAGAAUCGACACCAAGGAAAGAGGUUACCAGAAAAUUCCUCGAGCUAGCCCAUUGGGAUCAGGGAGGGAGACAAUUUACCUAUGUCCUUACCCUGAAUUCGAUGUUGCGGUUCUGUGAGACGGGGGAAAACUUCACGACGGACUUCAUGUCCAAGCACAUGGGACAUGCGGAUGCAGACGUAUACGUCGCCUUUGCGGGAGAGUUUUUGAUCAGGAGGAUCGAUCCUCAUGCAGGGAAAGGUGAUGGUGGAGGCGGUGGUGAUACGUCGGGCAAGACCCACCCACCUGAUCAUUUACCAGGAGGGCCACCGGAUGAAGAACCGCCGAGACAUCCAAAACACUAUGAACUGGUCAUCGAUCAAGACUCUGGGACUUAUAGACCCAAGAAGGAAUUGCUACCCGUCCUGAAAGGGUACCUCGAGAGGAACUUGCCCGGGCUAAAGAUCGCGGUGCUCCAUGCUGGGAGCGACGAAUUGAAGGAGAUUCGGAAGCAACAAGCCGAGGCCAAAAAGAGGGAAGGCGAGGGAGUCACGUUCAUGCGACGUGGGAGCAACUACAGCUCGAGUAUCAGUUCAUCCGAAGCUUCGGACCUCGAAGACGCGGCUCAUCGUGGCGAGGGUGGCUCUGGCUCGAGGGCUCAUCGAUCCAAGUUGGAGAGGGGUAUCGGUAUCUUGGAACAGCCGAGGGCCGAAAUCCAAGCCGCGGCGAGAAAUUUGUCAUAG
Filobasidium floriforme is the source of this 1614-nucleotide messenger RNA. RefSeq lists its product as uncharacterized. Gene Ontology annotation, biological process: positive regulation of gene expression. The transcript has 2 exons. Lineage: Eukaryota; Fungi; Basidiomycota; Tremellomycetes; Filobasidiales; Filobasidiaceae. Bases 1 to 1614 code for a protein of 537 amino acids. The record is from RefSeq and is a predicted model, not a curated record.